AUGCUUUCAAGAAGUGCAAGAUUCUAUCUGAGAAAGCUUUCAACGUCAGCUUCGCCCAUCCAAAUUACAAAGCUUGCAAAUGGGCUAAGAGUGGUGACAGACUCGACCCCAGGGCAUUUUUCCGCUCUAGGAGCAUACAUAGACGCUGGGCUGAGGUACGAGAAUGAACACACCUCGGGCCAUUCUCAUAUAAUGGACCGUUUGGCAUUCAAAAGCACGCUGAAAAGAAGCGGGAAACAGAUGAUGGACGAAUUGGCUCGUUUAGGUGGGAACUACAUGUGUGGUGCUCAGAGAGAGUCUAUCAUGUACCAGGCACUGGUUUUCAAUAAGGACGUGAACAAGAUGUUUGAUUGCAUCGCAGAGACCAUUCGUGAACCUCAGCUCACGGCUCCGGAAAUUGCCGAGGCUGGGGACACAGUUGAGUAUGAGUUGGGGGAGCUUAUACAUAAGCACGACUUGUUUCUUCCAGAGAUCUUGCAUGCUGCUGCUUAUCCAGGGAACACCUUGGGCAUGCCAUUGCACGGGCUGCCAGACUCGUUGCGGAGUCUAACUCCAGAGGGUAUUGCGUCUUUUCAUAAAAAUUUCUACACACCAGAAAACACUGUUGUGGCGAUGGUGGGAGUAGACCACCAAGAGGUGUUAAAGAUGGUGGAACUGCGUCUAGGUGACUGGAAGAGCCUGGGGGCCCCAAUCAAACAUGAGAAGCCUGUUUACAAAGGAGGCGAGAUCGCCUUGCCUUACCAGGAACCACUCUACAGUAACUUGCCAAAACUUGUGCACAUGCAAAUUGCAUUCGAAACAGAGGGCUUGCUCAGCGAGGACCUAUAUGCUUUGGCUACCCUCCAAAAGUUGCUUGGCGGUGGCUCUUCCUUCUCUGCCGGUGGCCCUGGUAAAGGUAUGUUCCUGAGACUUUUCAGAGUGUUGAACCAAUACCCAUUUGUUGAAAACUGCCUGUGCUUCAAUCAUGCCUACACCGACCUGGGACUUUUUGGCAUCACCAUCUCAUGCUACUUGGGACAUGGUGAGUACAUGGCUCAGGUUGCCGCUCACGAGUUCGCCAAAGUUUUGGAGACUGACAUAAGCAAAGGUGGUAUCACCUCGCAAGAGUUCCGCAGGGCCAAGAACCAGCUCAUCUCGUCAUUGCUCAUGAACGUUGAGAGCAAGCUUGCAGCGCUCGAAGAUAUCGGCCGUCAAGUGCAAUGCCAGGGUAAGGUCACAACGGUUGAUGAGAUGGUGGCUAAAAUUGAGGCGCUUCUGAUAGACGACGUGCGUAAGGUUGCGCAGAAAGUGUUCUCAGGAAUUGGAAAUGGAAAGAAGCAAAGCCAACCUUCGGUGGCAAUUCAGGGCAACCGUGAAGAGAUCGGAGACGUCGAAUACGUCUUGCGGUAUUUUGGUCUUGGUGCCUGGGAUACUCCCGCUCCUCCUCAUCCUCGAGACUACAGCAAAGAAGGCAAAUCUACACUCAAAGAGUGGUUUUCAUAG
This is a messenger RNA of Candidozyma auris, 1482 nucleotides long. RefSeq names its product mitochondrial-processing protease subunit alpha (gene MAS2). Gene Ontology annotation, cellular component: mitochondrion. The record is from RefSeq and is a predicted model, not a curated record. Gene Ontology annotation, molecular function: metalloendopeptidase activity; metal ion binding. NCBI's taxonomy places the organism in Eukaryota, Fungi, Ascomycota, Pichiomycetes, Serinales, Metschnikowiaceae. Bases 1 to 1482 code for a protein of 493 amino acids. The transcript has a single exon.